AUGGAUAUAUCACACUACAAACUACACGCAAAAUGUGUGGGCAACAAACCAUUUUAAGCUAAGGUAUGACACUUUGCAAAGCAAGGGAUGCAAAUCUCUGCCAUUAAACAUCCAGCACGUUACUCCCCAAGUGAGUUAUCAUUGACAUCAACUCCUAACUUUCGGGCAGAUUUUUCUAAAGACAGACAUAUUUGUAGUUGGUUCAGUUCACAUUAGUUUCUACAGUCUCAUCGUAAUCUAUAGCAGACAUAAUAGCUGCUUGCGAGGCAGUUAUUUUUGGGGGAGCUUCAUAAAAGAAUUUUCUUCACCUGUUCUCAUAUAAAAGUGAUGUAAGAAUCAAGUAUAAUCGUGUAUGGUUGGAAUGUACUGAAUUAUCUUUUAUCUUUAGACUGGCUCAGCUCGGUCCGGUUCAUUAUUGAACCGGCCUGGUCCGGUGUGGUUCAUCUCUGUAACGUGGGUCUGGUAUAAAAACCAGACCCUAACAUCAAUUAACUAAGCGAUUUCAUUUUUCUCUAUACCUCUGUUGCGUCCUCCUAGGUUUUUUUUUUUUUUCACCCAUGACACAUUUCAUCAUCUUGUCUGAACAUUUGGAAGCACGAAAGAGUAAAGCCCUGUCCUAAAUCAGAACAUUUAGCUCGAAAAGACUAUUACAAUUCACAUUGCAUAAAUCUUCUGAAAUCCUCCUCAUCAAUACUGACUAUUUCUGUAAAAAUAAAAUUAUGCUCCCAGAGCUGUGAACUCUCACAAGAACUGAAACAUUUUAACACCUUAUCUACAUUCUUUACUUGUUCUGCUGACUUAAACGGUUUUGCCUAUGUCGUGUAGUUGUAAUAAGUCAUAAAAGCCGAAGCUGCAUCUGAAGCAGAAAAUCAAUUAAAGUUCUAACCUACUUAUACGCAUGCCACUGAACGAUCCAGUGGACCAAUGUGAUUAAGUCCGGUGUAAAUUGAUCCCUUUGUCUUAUUUGCAACCAAGUGACCUACCAUCAGCCUUUUUUUGGAUGGCACACAGGAUAUCAUCACAUAAUAGCAAGGGAAAAGGAAUGAAACCAUCGAACCGCAAGUACAACCAAAAUCAAUAAAUAUUAAAAUUACACUUCAAAACGGAUCCACAAUAAGCAAAAAAGUUGCAAGAUUUGAAGGUUUUCCAUAGCACAACGAUUGCCUUCACCUAAAUACUAUCUUACUAAAGAGUUCCCAUCCAAAAUGACACACAAUAUUUUAAGAUGCUGACGACUUGUCCUCAAAGAUGCAUAUUACUACUUGAUGAGUUCAGUAUUGUGAGCCUUGAAAAUUAUAACCCGACACAUAGCAUGAAUUUGUAAUUUUUUCAAUAUAUUCUAUUUUUACUCAAACAUAUAUCAUGAGUCUCAUUUCAUCAUAUUUCAUCAGAUCCGGGAUGUGAUAUGGUAGUUCUGAAGGAUGAACCGGAUAUGGACAGUUCCAAUAAGAUUUCAUUCUUGCAAAAAAAAUCCUUUUUUGGAUUUCUUUCAUCAAUUCUAUGGCCGAACAAUGGGGAAUACACGUUAUGCUACGAUUUUGAAUGUAACGGUAUUGUUGCUCUAUCACAUUUCCAGCAAGAGAUGACCCUAAAAUUGCUCUCUGAACAAAAGUGUUCUCACAUCACCCUAGAAACUUGAAUACAAAUAUUCAAACGAAUCUAUAGUAGGGAAUAUCAGUGAUUAAUAUUGCAUUCAGCAAUCAUAAUUAAGUAACAUACGCAAACAAGCAGUCAAAGUUGAUGAUCUGAAGAUCGCCUGCACUUCUGGGUGGAAAAAGACAGAAAAAUGAGCACGCAAGAAGAGCAGCAAUCAGCUCCUGAAAUUGACAAGAGGAUUAGAUUGAAAUAUUCUCAGAACUUUCCAAAAAAUGAGCAAAGAAACCAGAAAAGGAUGCAAUGAGAGUAAAUGAAAGAAAGGUAACAAAGAACAGUAUAAGAAAUUUAAUAUUUUCAGCACAUACAUGGAGAAUGAAAGCUCGGAACAACAAGUCUUGUUUAAGUCCUCACCAGAGGGAUUAUAUUGUUUUUGUGUAUUUUUUGUUGUCUUCAGUUCUCUGCUCAGAACCUAAUAAAUCAGAUUACAAAGGAACAUUAAAAGCCAAUAUUCUACUGAUGAAUGUGUCCAAAAUAAUGAAUUUUAAAAUGUGCUCAAGAGAUAUAUUUCUUAGUUUGAUGACCGUGUAUGGACUGGAACAGGAAUUUUACAUAAUUCGGAAUACAUAUGCACAUUUACUAUCAGAAAAUUAUUUCAUAAUCUAAUUUCUCGAAUGCAGGCCCCUUUUUGUCCGGAUAGAACAGCAAUUAAAUGGCGUCAACUUCUCACUUUCAUCUUGAACGCAGCUCAUGUAAGCAAAAAUGGAAAAAAAAGAAAACUAUGUGGCAACUAUCUCAAAAGAGACAAAGAACUCAUGCAGCCAACUGCAGCCAUAAAAUAGGGAUCAUCAGUUUGAAAAGAUGACUAGUUAACGCAGAACGAAAAGACACCUGACUGAGGAAUACGAUCCCUGCUUCCUGUGGAUAGAGUAUCCGGAGCCCAGCAAUACCCGAACCAAAAAUCCUAUCUGAAUAUCGAUAAUGGGCUUCCAGCAGAGAAGGCAACCGUAGCAGCAAGCGAGCCAAUCCAGGAACCACCUCACCAAACCACAUCCUCGAGUCUUCGCGAGAUAUCAGCUGCAAAAGAAACGAACAAGCUCAAAAGUAAAACAGGACAGUUUGCACACUUCUACUUCCAAAUAUCAGGAAAGGAAGACCAACGAAGGCAGCGACUCUUCGACAGCACAGGGAGUGUACAGGCAGCAACCUCGUCGAAGAAGACAGUAUACCCAUCCGCAGCAGUAAAGGCCAAUGGUUCUCCAGAAAGGCGAACUGAGUCCCUAAGCUCGAUGAUGGCGUCGAAGAGGAUCUUCCCGCUGUCCACCCUACUAACGUCGGGGCCUAGGGAAAGCGCCUUGAGGGCGUCGACCGCUUUGGGCGGCCAGAAGAGAGAGGACGAUCUCAGGGUCAAUGGCAUCAAGGGGAGGAUGGACGCCAGAUCCUGCCUGCUCUCCAUCUUCCUUGCGUCAACCAACAGAAGGGAGGGAUGCGCUCGUAACUAUCGCGAGAGAAAGCAAACUUCCUCCCUCCGACCCUCCUCGAAUGGCAGAAACUGGAACAGCCUUGCUUAUGAUUUCACGUCUAGCUGCUGGGUGGGAAAUCUACGCAAAAAGAAAAUGUACGACUCCAGCGUUCACAACCAAGUCCUAGAGGUUUCGACUAGAAUAGCAUCUCACUUAAAUUUGGUGAAGUUAUAUAGGGCAAAGUUUCAAUCUUUACACACUAUUUUCAACUUAUUUUGAACCUAAAUGAUCCAACGACCUAAUUUCAAGGGACAAAAAGUCAACGUGCUCCAAACUGCCAACGCAGAUCAUUCGGUCCCCCAAAGUCUAUAGUCUUAAAGUCGAUGAGGUUUUAGGAAAAAAAAACCAUCUUGGUGGUUCAUUCUUGUGAGAAUAACUUUGGUCAGAAUUUAUUGGCGUUUAUGUCUGAAUUUUAAUGUUUACUGGUUGUUCAUAGUAUGCUGUUAUUGUUGCACUAAAGGACGGUUGAAGAUCUAAAUUAUUAGAUCUCGUCCAGUUUUUUGUUUUAUUCUAUUUUUUAGAAAGAAACUCUAAACAAGAAAGUUAGAAUUGAGACAAAAGAGGGAGAUUAUAGAAAGAAAAAUUGACUUAAUCCUUAUGAAAGUUGACCCAUGUGUUAACCAAGGUAAGUCAACUUAGUAAACCAACACAGCUAUUGUGAGAGUCAAAAUUGAAGAGUGAAGUAUGUUGUGUCAUACAAGAGUUUGUCUCAACCCAUGAGUUGACUUAGCAAUUGACAAGUCACACUAAGCAAAGAGAAACAAAGAUUCUCUAAGAUCCAACAUGAAAUACAUCUCAAACCAUAUUGA
Spirodela intermedia is the source of this 3925-nucleotide messenger RNA. The record is from the annotation of a GenBank genome assembly. Lineage: Eukaryota; Viridiplantae; Streptophyta; Magnoliopsida; Alismatales; Araceae.